Messenger RNA from Trametes versicolor FP-101664 SS1, 252 nucleotides. RefSeq lists its product as uncharacterized. Bases 1 to 252 code for a protein of 83 amino acids. The transcript is spliced from 2 exons. Lineage: Eukaryota; Fungi; Basidiomycota; Agaricomycetes; Polyporales; Polyporaceae. The record is from RefSeq and is a predicted model, not a curated record.
AUGUCGACCUCCUCAACACAGAGCACUGGGAGCACGCCCGAAGGGAGCCGGGGCAGCCUUGACGAACACUUCGCCUAUGUGGAGAAUAUGACAGCCCGCCGCGUGGCAGUGGGCGCGGUUGUGGCGAAAGCAACUUAUGUGCAGGUUCAACCCAAGAAGGACGGCGACGCUGCCAAAGGUCAAGGGGCGGGCGAUCCUUCCAAGGAAGCGGACGAUGCUGUAGAUUGGGAUUCCGUGGGCCUGGCCUUCUGA